This is a messenger RNA of Schistocerca gregaria, 3635 nucleotides long. RefSeq lists its product as uncharacterized. The record is from RefSeq and is a predicted model, not a curated record. The transcript is spliced from 14 exons. Bases 161 to 2329 code for a protein of 722 amino acids. Gene Ontology annotation, biological process: proteolysis. NCBI's taxonomy places the organism in Eukaryota, Metazoa, Arthropoda, Insecta, Orthoptera, Acrididae. Gene Ontology annotation, molecular function: serine-type endopeptidase activity.
GCAGCUUUCCUCCCUCUCUGGCAGCAUGUUCCGUGCCCGAAGGUCGCUGUGGACAUUUGUCAAGCUCUCUACAGUGUGAGAAGAAGAUCUACAUCUACAUCUAGGUCCAUACACUGCAAACUGCUGUGGUGUAUAUAAAAGAGGGUGAAACAGUAGAACAAUGUCUGGAAACUUGAAAAUUAUAAAUGUGACGAUAGCCAAUGUAGCUGUUGCAAUGUUGGUCUUUGUGGUUUUAAUGUGGUCCCCUUCAAACUGUGAGCUGCAUCAUGAUGAUUAUAGCAGAGGCUGUUCAAGAAAUUCCAGUGCUGAAUGUUCCAACCAGUUGAACCAGGAAGACAAAGAGACAUUUAAUAAAGCAAGGGGAUAUGAAGCCUAUGGCAACAGUGUAACGUGUCGUAAGGGCUGGUGCUUAACUCAUCAGCAGUGCCAGCAUGUUAGUGGAUAUUACUGGGGACUCUGUACCUUGCCAGAUUCAACAAGUGGUGUCUGUUGCCACAUUGCACACAAGAAGACACCAAAGGAAAGUUGCAACUUAAUCUCAAGUGAACCUCAGGUUCUAUUUGAAAGCCCAGGCUUUCCUGGUCCAGUAGGACAACCUGUAGUUUGCAGUUUGGCAUUAGUGACAUCUCCUGGAGACUGCGGUGUUCGGUUAGACUUCGUACGUGCAAAUCUUACACCUUCAAUGGAUGUAGUGUGUUAUCAAGACAUCGUCAUGCUGAUUUCAUCUCCGUCAACAGUACAAAGUGCACCUUUUUGUGGCAUGAUUGAAGGUUACUCUACUGUACUUGAGAUAGCUGGAGGAUCUACUGUGACUCUUGUUGUCCUGACACAAAAUCCAUCAUCUUUUUGGAAGUUCCAUAUUGGCACCAUCAGCUGUCAACAUAACAUAGCUCCACCAGGAAAGGAUGCAUGUGGAUUGCGAGGACCACGUCAUGCACGCCAUCGGUGGGAUAAGGUUGGAGAAUGGGAUAAAGUGGUUCUGAAGAAGAAAGAGCAAGACAUUCCAAGUACACAUUCCAAUAAAGCUCACUCCAUGAAACAAGAGGCUGAAAAGUUCCUUGCUGCUUUCAACCUGCGGAAUGAUAUUGAUUAUGGAGACGUGUCUGAAUAUUCGAAAAAUGUGAAUAACUCGAAAGAGGAAAACUAUGAACAGGUGCCAUCUAAUAUUAAUGCUGCAGUGAGAGGACAUCAGGACAGCAGGUUCAGAUUCAUCAUUCCAGUCGAGAUAAACAUCAAUGAGCAACACGGAGGGAUUUUUCAACAGAAUAUUUUCAAUAUUGCCAUACAGCUUUGGAAACCAGAUGGUACAGAUGAUAAAGGAACAGGGUUGCAACCCAAACAAAAAGACUCCCAAAGCACAGGAAACACUAAUUUGGAUUUAAUUGCAGAAAAUGGGCCUAACAAAAAUGCAACCAGGACGAGCAUUACAGAAGUUGCUGAUAAGCACAGCCUGGGGAAGCUUGGUACAAUUUCUGACAGCACAAGUGAGCACCCAGUUAAGAAACUUGACUCAACAGAUGGAUCAAUUAGACAGUCUGAUGUUCAGCCUCCAAAAGAAGAGCUGGCUGAUGACACAACGCGGAUCCUUGGAGGGAAUCCGGUGCUGCCACACCAGUUCCCUUGGCUGGCUGCCCUCCUGCUGGAUGGAGAGCUACAGUGUGGUGCAGUCAUCAUCUCCCAUCGCUGGCUACUCACUGCAGCUCACUGUGUCACUCUGUACUCCAGCUCACAGCCUCUUCUGGCUAGAUUCUCGGUGUACUUGGGCGCACAUGACAUAUCUGCACUCUCCGAGCCUCAGCGUUUACAGAUGACACUCAGUCGUGUGGUUUUUCAUCCAGGUCAUUUGACUAUUCUCAGAGACAUUGCUCUGCUUGAACUGAAGGAAAGCAUCAGUUACUCAUCUGUGAUCAGACCAAUUUGUUUGCCAAAUGCUGAACAAUUUGAAGCUCUAGAAGAGGCAGGCACCCUGUCAGAGGUGCUGGGCUGGGGAGAGGUGGGAAACGGCCAAGUGUCGGCACUGCCGCUGCUGGCCCCGGUGCAAGUGGUGGGCCGUUCCACCUGCCAGCGUGCCUGGGCUGCACUUGGGGUCACACUCCCACCCUACACCCUGUGCUCUGGCUCACCAACUGCUGGCACUUGCAAUGGAGACAGUGGAGGAGCCCUGAUGGCUCAGGAUGUUGACGGACUUUAUUAUGCCACAGGCAUUAUCAGUUUUGGAGCUCCAAAAUGUGGCACUCCUGGUAUCCCAGAUGUCCACACUCGCAUUGUCUCCUACCUGAAUUGGAUUUCUUUGGUCACCAGCGAUGGUGGUGCCUGGAAUUACUCAUAAAUGGUGAUUUAAUUUUAUCUUAUGGUUGUGAAAAUUAGUUAACACACUUAUGAAAUACAUUCUGUAGUAAACUGCAAACAUAAAUUGACACCUGAUACAGAGAUUGUAUGAAACAUAACACAUGCACUCACAAGACUGAAUUUGUAACACAUUUGUUAUUCUUUGAUUAUCUUAGUCAAUGUGCUAGUGAAACAUGAGGAAAUAAAAAGCAGAAACAAUGGCCUUAAAACACAGAAACAAUGGCCUUAAAACAAAAAAGAUGACAGUGUACCUUUUAUAAAGCUAUAUUCCAUUCCACACAAUUCAUUUCUCUGUGACUGAAUGCACAGCACAUAUUUAACGGUUUGUCCUAAACUUUUCAGUGGAUGCUGUUAGUCAGCUUGUAGUAGGUGAACAUACAGAAUUUGAGAAGAUAUGUAAUGGGCAGUGUAAGAGAUUAAUUUACGCAGGAACUGUUAAACAUCCAAUUGUUUUCCAGGAUGGAGAAAACAAAUGCUUCAAACUAACAUGUGAAGUUACUGAAGCAUAAUCAAUAUUAAUGCGAUGAAGAACUUAUUCCCAUUUCAUUCUUAACUGAGUUAGCAAUUACAUAUACUUACAUAUGUGGUAUAGCCAGUAGCCUCAAAUACUAGUCAUCAGUUAAAUAAAAAGAGGAUCUUGCAACUUCGGCUGUCUUUAUAUUGAAGCAAUUUCCUUUUUAGGUUUGUGAAUAUUGCAGUGGAUGCUUUCAUGCACAACAGAUAGAAAUCUGUAAUGCUAUUACACCUGAAAAGCCCAUGAAGAUGAUCCUAGAAACUAUAUCUCAUUGUUUAAAUUUUCAUUAACUAAUGUACACUUUAGGAAACAGAAAAGUCAAAGCCAGAUGUUAAUAUCGGAUUUUUGCAAGGGUUACAUUUUAUAAUUUUGUGUUGAUUUUAAUGACAACAUUUUUAAUAAUUAUAUUUCCAAAAUAACAUUUUUUUAAAAAAGGUAGUGUUCUAUUAAAUCAAGAAAAGCAGGGCUUUAAAAAUAAUUAUAUGAAUUCUGCAGCAGACACUUAUUAGCAGGGCCAAAACUUUGAGUAUUCAAUGACUUACUAAAUAUCUCCUAAUGUAAUCUUCUUUAUACUGAAUGUUGUAUACUUUUGUAUCAUAGUGAUCAGUCAAAUGCGAGCUAUACUUCAUAGCUUCAUAAACAUAGGUUCAUAAACAUAGAUCUUGUAAAUUAAUGCUGAUAUUUCAUGUAAAUUUUGUAUAUAUAUUAUAUGGAUAAAAUUAUGAGUAAGUUUUAUCUACUGGUAGUCAUUUCGAAUCAACAUGACAAAUAC